AGGCAUCGCGAUAACUGCGCGGCGCCCGCCCAGGGCUCCUUCCUUUCCAGGGCGCCGGCGGACAAGAUGGCGGAAGUGGAGCAGAAGAAGAAGCGCACGUUCCGCAAGUUCACCUACCGCGGCGUGGACCUCGACCAGCUGCUCGACAUGUCCUACGAGCAGCUGAUGCAGCUGUACAGCGCGCGGCAGCGGCGGCGGCUGAACCGGGGGCUGCGGCGGAAGCAGCACUCGCUGCUCAAGCGCCUGCGCAAGGCCAAGAAGGAGGCACCGCCCAUGGAGAAGCCCGAGGUGGUGAAGACGCACCUGCGGGACAUGAUCAUCCUGCCGGAGAUGGUGGGCAGCAUGGUGGGCGUGUACAACGGCAAGAGCUUCAACCAGGUGGAGAUCAAGCCUGAGAUGAUCGGCCACUACCUGGGCGAGUUCUCCAUCACCUACAAGCCCGUCAAGCACGGCCGGCCCGGCAUCGGCGCCACGCACUCCUCACGCUUCAUCCCGCUCAAGUAGCCGCAGCAGUAAAGCCUGAGUCCCCGCCA
Messenger RNA from Erinaceus europaeus (western European hedgehog), 533 nucleotides. RefSeq names its product ribosomal protein S15 (gene RPS15). The coding region runs from base 67 to 504 and encodes 145 amino acids. The record is from RefSeq and is a predicted model, not a curated record. Gene Ontology annotation, cellular component: ribosome; cytosolic small ribosomal subunit. The transcript is spliced from 4 exons. Gene Ontology annotation, molecular function: structural constituent of ribosome; RNA binding. NCBI's taxonomy places the organism in Eukaryota, Metazoa, Chordata, Mammalia, Eulipotyphla, Erinaceidae. Gene Ontology annotation, biological process: translation; ribosomal small subunit assembly.